UUUACUCCACUCUGACACUUGCUCCGCUCUCGCUCAGGCUGCUCGAUCGCCAUGGAAAUGGCGGCGAUGGGGAAGAAGCAGCGGGAGGAGGUGCUACUCUACGCCGCCUUCGAAGGAAACAUCCGCCUCCUCAAGAAGAUGUCGCGGGGGCUCGACUCGGGGGGACAAGGCGAGGCCUCCGUCCUGGCGGCGGUGGCUGAUAACGAAGGGAACUGCGCUCUGCACCUGGCGGCCGCGGCGGGGAGGGUGGAUGUCUGCAGGUACAUCGUCGAGGACCUCCGCCUCGAUGCCAAUCAACCCAACUUCAAAGGCGAGACGCCACUGUUUGCUUCUGCCUAUUGUGGGGGAGCUGCUGCUGCAAGAUAUCUUAUUGAUCAUGGUGCUGAUCCAUUAGCUGGCAAACUGUGGUCACCUCUCCAUUGUGCUGCAGCGAAAGGAAAUUGUGAAAUAUUAAAACUGCUGCUUUCAAGAGGAAUCGACGUGGAUUUAUAUUCCAUACGUGGGACGCCAUUGCAUGCAGCAGCUCUUUAUAAGCAAGAUUGCACGAUGAAAAUUUUAUUGGAGCACCAUGCUGAUCCUAAUAAGGUUUGCAGUCUUGAUUAUACCCCAUUGAGUUGGGCCGUGCGGGCCAGCCCGACCAUACCUACUGUGUCGCUAGAAUGUGUGAAGUUACUCAUUCAGGCAGGCGCUGAUGUGAAUUUUGUUGACUCCAGUGGCCUUACUAGCCUGAUGUUGACAGUGCAGUCUGGCUUACCUGACACAUUGACGUGUUUACUAGAUGCUGGUGCUAACCCAAAUAUUCCAGAUGAAUUUGGUGUAACACCAAUUGAAUUUGCUGCCUCUAAGGGCAGAAGAGACAUGGUUGAAAUGUUAUUCCCUUUAACUUCUCCAAUUCCAACGCUGCUGGAAUGGAGUAUUGAUGGAAUCAUUUCUCAUGUGAAAUCCUUUGGUUUGAAGCCAAGGGAUAAAUGUAAGUGUGAAAAGAGAAGAACUGGACUAAAACAGAAAGCUAAGGAGGCCUUUCAGAGAGAGGAAUAUUUUACAGCGGCAAUUUUGUAUAGUAAUGCAAUGGAAUUUGACCCUAGUCCAGAUGAUUUUGCAACCAUGUUGGCAAAUAGGAGUCUUUGCUCGUUGCGCGCCGGGAAUGGAAAAACUGCUCUCUCCGAUGCUACUAUGUGCAGAUCGGCACGACCUCAUUGGCCAAAGGCCUGUUAUCGGCAGGGGGCAGCUUUUAUGUUAAUGAAGGACUAUGAGAAAGCAUGUGAGGCUUUUGCAGAUGGCUUGAAGCUUGACCCUACAAAUGGUGAAAUUGCAAAAGCUUUAAGGGAAGCCCGCGAGGCAGCGAAGAAUGCUUGUUGACCGAAAAAGUAACUGACGUCAGUUGUACCCGCAGAAAUAUUAGGCUUUGUUUUGUUGCUAGCACCAGGAUAAUUGCGCAGCUGUCCUUUUGCCUAGUCUUAAAACUCUCGGCAGGAAUAUAUAUGCAAACGUUUUGCGCUUUUGAAGAAUUCUGUGGCACUCAUCAUGUGCAAAUAUGCCUGGAUGAACCCUCUAACUGUAGUAUGUUAGUUCCA
Molecule: messenger RNA, 1574 nt
Organism: Lolium perenne
Lineage: Eukaryota; Viridiplantae; Streptophyta; Magnoliopsida; Poales; Poaceae
Molecular function (GO): protein binding
Source: RefSeq, a predicted model, not a curated record